AGAGAAAAGGUAAAAAAAUAAAAAAAUAAACGUUUGCGUUUCAGGUACUCCAUCUCCGUCUCUUUUUUCCUCCGCAUCAGAAAAAAAAAUAUCUCCGACGAAGGAGAAGCGAGAUAGGGAGAAAGGGGCGCGAAAAUGGCGGAGAUUGGAGGAAUCGGCUGUGGCUGUCGCGGCGUCUCCGGCGGUAACUUCUUCUUCCACCCCGUCGGAGGAAGAUUCUCCUUGAAAACUUGCUUCCUCCAGCAGAGAACGAGGCGGAAUCGAAACUUCUUCCGAAACCUCUCCAUCGCCCCUUCCUUCAAACGCGGCGGCCGUUUAAUCACGAAAUGGAGCUCCGUCGCUGGGAACAGCCCAAUCUUUAGUAUGGAUGCUGGGGAGAAAUCAAGAUCGUUUGUGUUGGUAUCAUCAAGGCACAAGAAAGUCCCUGUUUAUGUUAUGAUGCCUAUUGAUACUUUUGGGAUCGACUCUUCUGGCUGCCCUAUCAUUAAAAGGCUCAAGGCUUUAACUGUUUCUCUUAAGGCACUCAAGUUAGCUGGUGUUCAUGGAGUCGCGGUUGAGGUUUGGUGGGGGAUUGUGGAGCGUUUCUCUCCUCUGGAGUUUAAAUGGUCGCUCUACGAUGAGCUCUUCAGGCUGGUUUCUGAGGCAGGGUUGAAGUUGCACGUUGCUCUUUGUUUUCAUUCGAAUAUGCACUUGUUUCGUGGUAAAGGAGGAGGCGUCAGUCUUCCACUCUGGAUCCGAGAGAUUGGGGACGUCAAUAAGGAUAUAUACUAUCGAGAUAAAAACGGCUUCUCCAAUAAUGACUAUUUGACACUUGGAGUCGACCAACUUCCUUUGUUUGGUGGCCGCACUGCCGUCCAAUGCUAUGAAGAUUUUAUGCUCAGCUUUUCUAAAAACUUUGAACCAUAUUUUGGAAACUUGAUUGAAGAAAUAAGCAUCGGUCUUGGUCCUUCGGGGGAGCUUAGAUAUCCGGCACAUCCUUUGGGAGAUGGUAGAUGGACAUUCCCUGGUAUUGGUGAAUUUCAAUGCCAUGACAAAUACAUGAUGGAAGACUUAAUGGCUGUGGCUUCUCGAGAAGGCAAACCUCAAUGGGGAAGCAGAGAUCUUCCUAAUGCAGGGUGCUAUAAUAGCUUUCCAUCUGAGGUUCCUUUCUUUGAGGAGGGCCAUGAUAGUUUUCUCUCCGACUAUGGUCGUUUCUUUCUAGAAUGGUACAGUGGGAAGUUGAUUUGUCAUGCUGAUGCUAUUCUUGCAAAGGCAGCCGAUGUUUUGCGGAGACGUCAGGAAGAGGAGAAAAGCUCUGUAAUGUUGGUUGCAAAAAUUGGUGGAAUAUAUUGGUGGUAUAAGACAUCUUCACACCCUGCUGAACUCACUGCAGGUUAUUACAAUACCGCACUCAGGGAUGGUUAUGAUCCUCUCGCUUCUGUCUUGUCCCGCCAUGGUGCUGCUCUGCAUAUCCCCUGCUUGGAUAUGGCGGACAGUGAAACACCUGAGAAGUAUCUUUGCAGUCCUGAAGGAUUGCUUAAACAGAUACACGAUGUUUCAAAGAAGAGGACAAUACAAGUGACUGGUAGAAACACAAGCGAAAGAUUUGAUGUGGUGAGAGAUGGGACUAAGGCAAAUACGAGAGAACUGUGUGCAGCCGAAUGGGGAAACUGUAAGAUCGUUUACAUUUUUCAGAAUGAACGAGAAGAUCUUUAGGGUCGAGAACUGGAACAACUUUGUCCCUUUCGUUAGGCAGAUGAGUGCAGAUAUGUAAACUUAACCAAUAGUAGCCAUUGGCGAGUGUAAUUUUUCUUUUGUUACAGAAUUGAUCUUUCCUCACCAUAUUGCUUUUUCAGAUAUGUGAUGAGGAUAAAUAAAUCAAAUCAAAAUUGUUAUAAGAUGUAGUUCUAGUUCCAUGGAAGAGACCAGGACUUGCCUAUCAGCAGCAUCAGCAACAAUGGGCAACCUCGGAAUCAGACCAAACAAGCAAGCAGAAAAACCAUAGAUCAAAGAGACAAGCAAGAAGAGGAACACAGUGCUGUCCAGACUCAUCACCACAUCCAG
This is a messenger RNA of Raphanus sativus (radish), 2043 nucleotides long. Its product is annotated as inactive beta-amylase 4, chloroplastic-like. Lineage: Eukaryota; Viridiplantae; Streptophyta; Magnoliopsida; Brassicales; Brassicaceae. Gene Ontology annotation, molecular function: beta-amylase activity. The record is from RefSeq and is a predicted model, not a curated record. The coding region runs from base 136 to 1695 and encodes 519 amino acids. Gene Ontology annotation, biological process: polysaccharide catabolic process. The transcript has 11 exons.